AUGAACACUUCUCUCGUUCUUUGCGUACUCGCUCUCGUCCUGGGAUACUGUAAGUUCCGCAUCAUACCUUACAAUUAAUUUUUAUGCCUAAUCAAUGCAAAGUGGAUCUAUUGUAAUCUUUUUUUUCAGGCUCAGCGAAUACUUCCCCAUGCCCUGACGGCUGGCGAUACUCUCCGUUCACCAGCAAAUGCUAUAAACUCUUCGAAGAUAAGACGAGCUGGACCACUGCUGAAUACAAAUGUGCCUUCCAAGGAGCUCAUCACAUCUCCGUCCAUGAUGCCGCUGAUAACCAAUUCGUAUCUGGUAAGUAUUCGUCUAUUUCAUUAGAUGUGUAGGUGCAAUUCCAAUGAUGCAUAGUACCAUAGAAAAGUGCAAUUAAUAAAAGCGUUUCUUUCCAGAGCUUGCCCGUCAAGCGAACAUUGUCUGGCUGGGUGCUGUCCAGUACGGAACUGACCGUGACUACACCUGGGCCGACCACACUGCCUAUGGCGCCUUCGAGAACUGGGAGAAUGGCCGUCGUCCCAGCUACCACAAGGGAAAGAAGUGCUCCAAAUUUGAUGGCCUCAGCGGGAAAUGGAUCCAAUCUUGCUGCAAGGUCCCAGCUGCCUUCAUCUGCUCCAAACCCGCAGCUGUUCUCCCCGCCGCCAUCAUUGAGGACGACACCGGAAUCAACGAGGACUUCCGCCGUACCCGUUUGGCCUUCAGAAGACGCGUCUGA
Molecule: messenger RNA, 718 nt
Organism: Bursaphelenchus xylophilus (pine wood nematode)
Lineage: Eukaryota; Metazoa; Nematoda; Chromadorea; Rhabditida; Aphelenchoididae
Source: the annotation of a GenBank genome assembly